Molecule: messenger RNA, 1482 nt
Organism: Gloeophyllum trabeum ATCC 11539
Lineage: Eukaryota; Fungi; Basidiomycota; Agaricomycetes; Gloeophyllales; Gloeophyllaceae
Exons: 3
Coding region: 1-1482 (493 amino acids)
Biological process (GO): protein phosphorylation
Molecular function (GO): protein kinase activity
Source: RefSeq, a predicted model, not a curated record
AUGCUGGACGACAACACCCUGGUGGCGCAGAGCAGUACGAUCAUGGUACCGUCAAAGUCUGACGAUAAAGUGGAGCAGUACAUCACCGUGGGUCCGCCGCUCUUCACCUCGACGGCGAUGCUCGGCCGAGGGACGUGUACCUGGCUCGCUUUCCCUGUCCCAGGCACUGUGGAAAAUCCGGAACGCAGUAACGAGGAUCAUUUUGUUAUCAUCAAAGACUCCUGGCGCGACCCGUCUCGCAGGCUCGAGGGUGAAAUAUACAAGAUCAUCCAUGCUGAGGGGCCUGUUCCGGGUGUAGCAAGGCUGCGCAGCGAUGUGGAUCUGAUUGACCCUCCCGACCCGGAUAGCGGAAUGCAUCGGACGAUUGCUCACCUCCUUAAUAAGCACUACGGACCUCGCAAGUGUCCUCCGCGCGUCCAUCAUCGCUGCGUCCUUGAUUCCGUGGGGAUCCCACUGAGUCGCUUCUCUUCCACUCGUGAAGCGAUGGAGGCGAUCUAUGAUAGUCUUCUAGGUCAUGAGAGGAUGGGCGAGAAGAAAAUUCUCCACCGGGAUAUCAGCAUUAACAAUAUCAUGAUUAGCGCCUAUCCCGAUAUGGAAAAUUGCAAAGGUUUUCUCAUUGAUAUGGAAUAUGCCACCGUGAUCGGUGAACCCGGAAGUGAUGGAGAUUUGCGGGAAAUCACGGGAACUGUGCAGUUCCUAUCCGUUGCCCGAAUACGGGAACCAGGACAGGAUGUACCUGCUCACGCCACCUGGAAUGACUUGGAGUCGUUUUUCUGGUCUACCGCAUACCUUUUCAUCCAUCACAGGCCCCAUACCUUGUCGGUGGACUGGAUCAAGCGUAUCUUCUGCGGCGCAGAUAUCGCUCGGAGAACUCACUUCAUUCGAGUAGAGGUGAAGAAUAUGAAGGUUCUCCGUGGCAAUCACCAUAGCAGCGAAGUGUACGACACGAAGAAGGCCGGAGAACUCGACGAAGCAUCAAUCAACAUACCAGUGACUAGGUGUAUCCACCGUCUCGCUGGCCUCGUGGCGACCCACUACCAAGAUGAAUGGAUCUACGAGCGAUACUAUGACAAUGAUCCUGAUAGUUUCUACCAGCUGCAGACCCACCAACACAUCAAGCUGGCUUUUCGUGAAGCUCUGGAUUCCAAUAGCUGGCCGGAGCCGGAUGAUAGUGCUACAGCGUUCCGUCGCAUUCCCAUCUCGAAGAAGCGUGUUGCCCAAGACACCGCAGCGAACCUCAGGACCGGCACUGGGUCUCACCCGGCUUCCGGACGCAAGACUCGGAGCAAGCGAAAGCGAGAAGGCAAUGAUGGGAAGGACAACUCUGCGAAACGCGCCCGUAAUCGCGAGGCCGGGGAUGCAGCUACGGAGAGUGCGGUCACGGAGGGUGCGAGCACUCAGGGCGCGGUACUGGAGGCAUCGGGCGUGCACGCUUCGGCGGGGGGUAAAAUUCAGGAUCGCCUUCCCGCUAUCUUGGACUAG